Messenger RNA from Acipenser ruthenus (sterlet), 2165 nucleotides. RefSeq names its product NFAT activation molecule 1 (gene nfam1). The transcript is spliced from 6 exons. Gene Ontology annotation, biological process: regulation of B cell differentiation; positive regulation of cytokine production; B cell receptor signaling pathway. Bases 313 to 1200 code for a protein of 295 amino acids. Gene Ontology annotation, cellular component: membrane raft. NCBI's taxonomy places the organism in Eukaryota, Metazoa, Chordata, Actinopteri, Acipenseriformes, Acipenseridae. Gene Ontology annotation, molecular function: transmembrane signaling receptor activity. The record is from RefSeq and is a predicted model, not a curated record.
AUAAAGGGAAGUUACUCAGAGAACCGAAUUAGAAAAAAAUAUAUAACGAGAAGAGGAAAUUCUACGUCACGAACACAGAUUUCUUCAUGGGUCUUCAUCGGGUCCGUUAAUAUCGGGGAGAUUUUAAAACAAACGAGCUCCUAUUGGAAGUGACUCUGCAGCAGCAGCAGCAGUUGUUGAUGAUGCAGAGUUCACCCCCCUAGUCUCUGGAAGUCGCUUUGGAGAAAAAGCCUCCACUGAACGACUCGUUAAUAAAUAAUAGGAUUCGCGAAACACAUGCGUGUGUAAAACGACCAGCAACGACGGUAAAGAAUGUCUCCCAGCGGCUUUGCAAAAUUAUUCCCGGUUUUCCUGUUGUCUUUUGGAGUAAAAGGCACGGGUCUUGCCUUGGUCACACUGGAGCUAGGAGACCCGAUUCGGGUGGCGCUGUCAGGAGAGACCGUGGAUCUGGUCUGUAAAAUCCACAUCCCUGCCAACUCCACCGGCGGGAAAGCGGGACUUUACCGGGUCGCGGCGGGAGGAGAAAGUUUAAUCGGUACAGAGACCGAGUAUCCGACGCAGGCGGAUCCCAAGACCGAAACGAUGCAGGUUCAUUUCAUCGCACACAACGCGUCAUUCACCGGAAGCUACCUGUGUCGUUAUAACAGCAACGAGGGGCGGGUCCAGUCAUCGUGUUACCUGCUCGUCAGAGAUGUGGGGUACAGGGAGCCCUCGUCCUUCAUUGUGGAUAUCAUCACUCUGUCGAUUCUCAGCGCCAUCUUCCUCGUCUUCAGUGUGACUGGAACUGGGGUGCUGCUGUGGAAGAGGAGGGUCUGCGCCUGUUCUGGGACUGAAGAGAAAGACACAGAGACAGCGAGAGACACAGAGACAGCAAGAGACACAGAGACAGAGAGAGACACAGAGACAGAGAGAGACACAGAGAGAGACUCAGAGAGAGACACAGAGAGAGACAAAGAGAGAGUCAAUGCUGAGAAGCAGACAGUGAAGGAACCAUCCAUCUACACUGCUCUGGAGCCUCGCAACCCUUCUCUCUACACCACUCUGGAGCCGAAGCCAAAGAACGAGAAGAACGUUAAAAAGAGAAAAGGAGGAGAAGAGAAGAAGAAGAAGAAGAAGAAGAAAGGGAAGGCGCAGCCGAAUCAACCACAGACCGCCGCAGCCGAGGAGGGCAUCUUUGAAUCCGUCUACGAGAAUCUGUGAUACCGUCGCGUCAGUUCGCCCCCUAGCGGACAGGAGAUUGUAUAACAAUUUUACAACAAUGUUUUAGCAAAUAGACCUUUUUGAAUUUUUUUUAUUUUUUAAAUACUACUUCUGAAUGCAUUGAUUAUUAUUAUUAUUAUUAUUAUUAUUAUUAUUAUUAUUAUUAUUAUUAUUAUUACCUGUUCGGUCUUCUAUCAGGAAAUGUAUUGCUUAUUCAGGGCUGGGAAUCAGACUCCCGCUGCACAGCAGUGUGAUCCAGUCCUGGUUUCACUGGGAGUUUAAUAAUAAGACACACCUGAGCUUGUUAGCUAGACACACUGGGGGCUGAUCAAGCUGGUAGCAGUAAAACCUGGACUGGAUCACACUGCUGUGCGAUAGGAGUCUGAUUCCCAGCCCUGAUCUCUCUGUCUAAAUAUCCCACAGUUCCCAGCAAUAUCCUGUAGCUCUCUUCACUAUAAAAUCAGCUACAAACCUCCUUCAACCAAAGUCUAUCUACAGGGCUGGGAAUCAGACUCCCGCUGCACAGCAGCGUGAUCCAGUCCUGGUUUCACUAGGAGUUUAAUAAUAAGACACACCUGAGCUUGUUAGCUAGACACACUGGGGGCUGAUCAAGCUGGUAGCAGUAAAACCUGGACUGGAUCACACUGCUGUGCGAUAGGAGUCUGAUUCCCCUCCCUGAUCUCUCUGUCUAAAUAUCCCACAGUUCCCAGCAAUAUCCUGUAGCUCUCUUCACUAUAAAAUCAGCUACAAACCUCCUUCAACCAAAGUCUAUCUACAGGGCUGGGAAUCAGACUCCCGCUGCACAGCAGUGUGAUCCAGUCCUGGUUUCACUAGGAGUUUAAUAAUAAGACACACCUGAGCUUGUUAGCUAGACACACUGGGGGCUGAUCAAGCUGGUAGCAGUAAAACCUGGACUGGAUCACGCUGCAGUGGGACGGGAGUAAUACAAUAUAUAUAUAUAUAUA